Messenger RNA from Melanotaenia boesemani (Boeseman's rainbowfish), 2660 nucleotides. RefSeq lists its product as uncharacterized. The coding region runs from base 44 to 1381 and encodes 445 amino acids. The record is from RefSeq and is a predicted model, not a curated record. Lineage: Eukaryota; Metazoa; Chordata; Actinopteri; Atheriniformes; Melanotaeniidae. The transcript is spliced from 12 exons. Gene Ontology annotation, biological process: neutrophil chemotaxis; chemokine-mediated signaling pathway; cellular response to lipopolysaccharide. Gene Ontology annotation, cellular component: extracellular region. Gene Ontology annotation, molecular function: chemokine activity; CXCR chemokine receptor binding.
UUGCACGACUGAGAACUUGAAAGUGGUUGGAUCUAGAUCCGUGAUGGUCCUCUUCGUCAUCGGUCAGAUGCUUUUCUUGACUCUUCUUCUCCACGCAGCUGAAGAAAACAAUGAAUGGAGGACACAUUCGACCCCUAAACCCGACAGAUCUGUGCGUUUUGGGGAGUUCUGCCUUCGCAUUCCUGAUGAUUAUUCUCAGACCAGCUCCAAACCCAAUACAAAGCAAACCCAGACACAGCCAAGUGAACCAGUCAAGCAGGAAACGACAACACCUGAUCAUCCAAAACCGGAGCCUAUUGAGUCCAUGGGAAAAAAGAGACCCUCUCCCUACAUUACCGAUUCGGAACCAGCAAUGUUCCCCCCUGAUCACACUGAUCAGUCCGAUGGAUGUCGCUGCACAGACAAGAAUAAGAAGCGUCCCACUGAGACUUCUCAAGUCCGAGCCCGGGUGAAAUGGCUUCCCAGUGAAACUUGCAGUUCAACUGAGUAUAUAGAGAUUUUGGAAGACGGGAGGGAGGUUUGUGUGUCUAAGUUCAGCUUCCUGACAUACAUCGAUAAUUUGAUUUGGUCUUUGUCUGGACUUGCAAUUGAACCAGGCAGCGCUAAAUUGCCUAUAGCCAAAAUCACAGAAACACGAGACUAUUUAAUAGACUCAUCUGAAAAUGUCCGCACACGUUGCAUUCCCUUCAUCUCAGUCAGCUGGGAUACGUUUGAUCCAAAGACAGUACAAUCUAUGGAUGUGUUGAUGCAAGCUAUUCCUUGUCCUCCUCAUUUUUGCAUAAACCUGAAAGACAAAACUAGUUUUUGCCUGGACCUCCCUGAACUGUUGACUGUGCUUCUGAAACUGGAAAAGCCCCGACAUCAUGAUGGCAACAAUGACAGCACCCCCGAAGCCAUUGAUCAAGGAUGUCGCUGUCAAGAAACAGCAGAGAUACAUCCCAGCACACACUCCCAAAGCCAAAAAAUACGUGUUUGGCCGUCCAGUGAAGUAUGCAGUUCAAAUGAAUUCAUUGAAACGCUGGAGGACGGCAGAGAGCUUUGUGUGACUGCAUCCAGCCUUAUCAAAUACUUUGAUAUUUAUGAUGAACUCGCUGAUGCACAGACGACGCCAAAAUACGAAAAGAAUGAAAAUAAUGAAAAUAAUGAAAAGAAUGAUGCACUUUCCUUGGAUGAGGCAGUCCAUUUCAACACGGAAACGCCUUGCCACUGUCCUUUUGAAAACUGGAACCUGAUUGAAUCUAGUGAUGUAAAAAGCCUCUGGGUGCUUUUAAAACCUGGCUGUCCCAACAUAUUCCAAGUCAUCAUGAAAGAUGAAAGAAAAUUCUGUUUGGAUUCUUCACAACCAAAAUUCAGAGAUCUGCUGGAGAAGUGGGACAUGUAAGAAGAAGAAGAACCACGUGUGAUGCUCGAGGUGGUUGACGCUAUCAUACAAUGAUAGCUUGCUUUGAAUCUUAAUCUCCUGCUUGUACUCUUUCAGUAAUAAAUGUUUGGCUAACUGAUCAACAAUCACUGCUGAGUUUUUCAGUUUGUUUCAGCAAAGAUUUGAGGUGCCACUAGUGCAGCAGGCAACUGGGUAAAUGUCAGGAAAAUACGAGGAUAUCUGAACUUUAUUUGGGGAUGAUCAGAGUCUCAUGCUGUGAUUAAAUCAAAAGGUGUGUCAACCAAGUAUAAUAUUAAGGGUGUGCACAAUUAGAUUUGUUUGUUUUUCAGCUGAACUGUGCAGGUUAUAGGUCACAUUAUUGGUUUUAGUUUUUGAAUAUUUUAUACUGGUUUCAUAACAUCAUAAAGACCUGGCAGUUUAACAGGGAUGUGAUUUUACAUCCACUGUAAGUCAAGUUAGAUAGAGAGAGCUCACCUUGUUACCUACUAACACAAUGUGACUUCAUCAGCUUAGGUCUGAAAACACCAUUUUUUAAAACCAAGUUCCAAAGUAAAUAAAUCUGAAAAUGCCACAGUUUCAUUUUCCUAUUUACAAUAACACUUUAACACUUUUUCCUGAGCUGAUGCUCAUUGCCCCAUCUCUCCCUUAACCCACAUGCACACGCCACACUAAAACACUGAAACAAAGCUCGGUGCAUGCCGUUUCUUCUGGUGUAUUUCUGUGGCAGCGUUGGAGCGCCACUUGCAGGCCUAACAUAUGUAUUACAGCAUUUUGAGUGUUUUUUUUUUUUUUUUUUUGUGGACACAUGUACAGGAGCUGCUGAAAUAGAUUUAAAUAUCCAGGUAUCCAGGUGGCUAAGUCUUCUAGUAAAAAGCAGUCUAGCCACUCUGAAGGUCUGUGGUCCCUUAUGUGGCUAAAACAAAUGUGCUCUCCACCAUGCUUGGCUGGGUGAUAUAUCAACUGUACUUGAUGAAUCCCAAGAAGUUUUACAUGCGUUUUAUAAAAUGGCUAUAUCGUGAACAUCAAGUAAAAAUGUUCUUCUUUUAAGCCGUCUUCAUGUGAUUUUCCUCAUGAUUUGGCUUCUCUUACAGCAGACAGUACGCUUCCCCGUCCAUCCAGAAAAGCUGUAUUUGAGUAAGGAGGUAGCACACUGGGCUGCGGCCAUUAAAUAUGGCACUUCUUCUUCUUCUUUGUUCCUUUCAUGGGUCAAACAUCAGCUAUACUACUCAACACUGCUCCCACAGUUUCCAGUGGUACUACUCCGAUCGCUCCGCCCUGA